Molecule: messenger RNA, 1087 nt
Organism: Magnolia sinica
Lineage: Eukaryota; Viridiplantae; Streptophyta; Magnoliopsida; Magnoliales; Magnoliaceae
Product: bidirectional sugar transporter SWEET4-like
Exons: 5
Coding region: 93-872 (259 amino acids)
Biological process (GO): carbohydrate transport
Cellular component (GO): membrane
Molecular function (GO): sugar transmembrane transporter activity
Source: RefSeq, a predicted model, not a curated record
AUAACCAUCUCUACUACUCGUGAUUUUCACUCCACAAGGAACGCAGGCAUAGCUGACUCCUUUUUCCUGUUUUAUUCUUGUUCGGUGUAGCCAUGAUUUCUGUAGACGCUGCUCGGACUGUGGUUGGCAUUGUAGGCAACGUAACAGCAUUGGGAUUGUUCCUCUCACCUAUGCCCACCUUCUGCCAUAUAUGGAAGAAAAGAUCGGUAGAGCAGUUUUCACCAAUCCCAUACCUUGCAGCCCUUCUCAACUGUACUCUAUGGAUGUUAUAUGGGCUCCCCAUGGUCCAACCACAUUGCAUCUUGAUCGUAACCAUCAACGGUUCAGGCUUUCUCAUUGAGCUCUUCUAUGUCCUCAUGUUCAUCUACUACUCCGAUAGAAAGAAACGGAUGCAGGUUCUUGUUAUGCUUCUCCUCGAGGUCUGCUUUUGUGGUGCUGUUGCAGCUUUUGUGUUGCUGGUCGUCCACACUCCGGAACGACGGAGCCUGAUCGUUGGUAGUCUCUGCGUUUUCUUCACGACGCUGAUGUAUGCCGCUCCUCUGUCGGUCAUGAAAAUUGUGAUAAGGACAAGGAGUGUGGAGUUCCUGCCUUUCUACCUCUCUGUCGCCUCUUUUGCUAAUGGUACUUGCUGGACUGCAUACGCUCUGAUUCGCUUCGACCUCUUCGUCAGCAUUGCCAAUGGCGUCGGCGUCCUGAUGGGGCUCAUCCAACUUGGAUUACAUGCUGCAUUUUAUAAAUCGACGAAGAAGCAAUUAGGGGCAAGGAAAGCAUUAGGAGAGACCUGCUUGGCAGAGAUAGUUUUGAUUGGAGACACGAGUAAAGUAUGCAAUGCACCUCAAAAUGGCCAUGCUACUCAAAUCAUCUCCAAGUGAAGUGUGUCCACCAACUCAUUUUAAGAGCGACAGAGACUUCUUUUGUUUUCUUGGCCUAUUUCCUUGUGAGAAUGGUAUUUCCUGUUUUACGGCGCCAAGAAUUAUAUAAUAAAUGCAACGUUAAACAGAUGCAUCAUUUGAAUUAGAUGGAGUUUAAUUUUAAAUCAUCAUCUUCAUGCUUCUUUGCAAUUGAAAGCAUGGGCAUUUGCCUUUUU